GCGGAUCGGCGAGAUUGAUGGCGAUCGCGACGGUGUUGUUGUGCGACAUUGCAAUGGCCGUGGAGCGUCGACCGUCGGGCUCGUGUUUAUGUCGUUGAACCCGCGUGGUAGCCGACAUGACAGGCAAGCAGAGUCAGCCGGAUGACAGCGAGGACAGUCAGUCGCGAAUUAAACUGAUAGCGGACAAGCGCAGACUCUUGGAGGAGAAAUCCGCUCAGACUGAGGCGGAAAUCAGAAGCUGUUUUGAAGAUCUGACAAAACUCCUGCGCUCUAGAGAGAAGCAGCUGCUGCGCCAAGCCGAAGCCGUUCACAAGCAACAGCUCUCGCUAAUAGAAACUUCAUUGGACUUCUUACCGUCGUCGGUAGCGAUCCUGGACGACAGGAGCGAGUUAGAAGAACGGAUACGCCGAUUCGGUAAUAUCGAGACACAUGGAGCAAACGGUAUCACAGUAAAGGAUGCGGAGCCGUAUAAGGUUGUAGAGUAUCAGGAUGCCAAUAAGGAUCACGUUAGUUUUGACAAAUCCAUCACCAAGAAAUCAAACCAAGAUGCCAGAGAUCACCUGCCACGCUGCAAGGAUUUUGUAUCCGACUACAGGACCGUGCGUAUCUCGAGCCUACCCUCGACGUUCCUCACCGAUAAUCAGCUGCGGGACUCGCAGAACGUAAAGGCGACGAAUGCAUUGAGGAUCUUCAAAGACCUGUCCAUAUCGAGAUGCUCACCGCUUCUAAUUAUUAAACGCAAACUCGGCCUGACACACGUAUCCUUGGACGGGCUGCACGCUUUCGACAAGGCGUAUUCACGGGACGUGCCGUCCUUCGAGGUGUCGUGCGAGACCGCGGAAUCGUGCGAGCUGGAUGCGUCGACGAACGAGGUGACCGAGACUAAUUCGCGUGAAUUUGACAAGGUCUCGGACCUUCCGAAUACGAAUUUUCCGGAAUUCCGGGAUAAUUCCGAAUUGAUUGGACGUCCGAAGGAAUGGCAGAAAAACUGUAAUAAACAUCCUGUACAGGUGCAACAAUGGUUGCAGCAGAUACUCGCGGAGACCGAAAUAGAGCCUGCGAUUCACGAAAUUGGGCAGUUUUCAGAGAUAUCCAAGGCGAAGCUCUUGCGUAACGAACUAUAAUAUUCCUAUUCGUCGAGCGAACUACAGACAUCCUUACAUUGUGUUUCAAUUGGGGCCAAAGUUUCCAAAACGAUGGAAAACAAACUGAAAAGGCUGAUCUACCUUAGAAAAGAAAAAAAAACUGCAUGCCCGAUACUCUUAGUUUAUAUAGUCUCCUGUAAAAUAGAUUCAGAAAGAUAUUCUCGCAUUGUAGCUUUCCCGUGAUCGCAGAGGAACGUGAGAGAGGAUACCGAAUUUGAAUGAUAAGGAGAGAAAGAGAAGAGAGAGAGUAAAAGAUUUAUUGUGUACAUCGAUAAAACUUUAGUACCUCUGCCACAAAUGCUUAAUGUGGUAUUCCUUGUUCGAAUACAACGAAUACUUCGCCGUUCUCAAAGCAUCAAACAGAUUGAUUUUAGAUUUUAGUGCCCUUUUGAAAAAUGUGUUUGAAAAAUCCGAAUUGUAUAAUCGAUAAGACUGUGUUUUUAUUCUACUAAAAACAUCGCGUAUUUAUUUUACCGUGUAUAAGGUUUUAAUUUAUACAGAAACACACUAGCUAUGCUUGUUGAUCAACAUAUUUUGACAGCAUAAUAAAUGAGUCUUAUUGCAACGAUUUCUUCGAGUGAUAUCUUUUUUAUAAAUAAAAAUUCACGAUUGUACGAUAAGAUUGUUGUAAAUAAUUAAUCGAUUUAACUCAUCGUCGUAUCGUAAUUCCAACCCUUUCUCAUCACUUACAUUACUAAAUUGUGCGUAUGCUUAUAAAUGUAGAUUCUGCGAUCAACUGAUUCAUUAAAUGUUCAAUAUUUUGUAGAUGUUAAAAUUACAUCAACUAUUAGCAGAAAGCUAUUAAACAGAAGCAAUCUUGGAUUA
Messenger RNA from Wasmannia auropunctata (little fire ant), 1970 nucleotides. RefSeq lists its product as uncharacterized. The record is from RefSeq and is a predicted model, not a curated record. Bases 117 to 1124 code for a protein of 335 amino acids. The transcript has 2 exons. Lineage: Eukaryota; Metazoa; Arthropoda; Insecta; Hymenoptera; Formicidae.